Trifolium pratense (red clover) is the source of this 4327-nucleotide messenger RNA. RefSeq lists its product as uncharacterized. The transcript is spliced from 7 exons. The record is from RefSeq and is a predicted model, not a curated record. Lineage: Eukaryota; Viridiplantae; Streptophyta; Magnoliopsida; Fabales; Fabaceae. Bases 1018 to 3750 code for a protein of 910 amino acids.
ACUUUAGUGUUAGUGCCCUUUUCUUCUUCUUCUUCUGUCUGUCCCUCAACAAUACCAAACUUGUCUUCAACAGCAACACCUUCUCUCUCUCUCUCUCUCUCUCUCUCUCUCUCUCUCUCUACUUUUUUGCUUUCACUUUUCUCCAAGACUUUAAUAGCAGCCACCAUCAAAAUACAAUGGUGGGUCGGUGCAAGUUUCCAUUUUUCUUCACUUUUUCGCUGUCAAAAAGAUACCCUGUUGAAAAAAGCCUUCAUUUUCUUUGCUGUAGCUUCAUUCUUCUUUGAGAAACAGAACACAGUGUUUCUGUUUCCCUAGGCAUUUUUUUUAUUUUCUUAUCUGGGUUUUGCUGAAACUGAGGGAAGAUUUUAGUCAUCCAUUUUGUUUUUAUGUGUGGUCAAUUUCAUUCACAAGGGUGUAUACAAAAAUUUCACCAUAAAGUUGUAGUAUUAUUUUGUUGCUAAUUGGGAUUUGAUGGUUCAUUGAGAUUGCAUACAUCCAUUCUGUUAUGCAGAAAUCAUUCAGUUUUUUUUUUUUUUUUUAUCAAACUUUUUCAUUAAGUUUUUAAUCAUUCACUUUUUGUGAGCUGUAAAUCUGUUGCAAGUUGUCUCAAUUGUACUUUUCUUUUAUGAGAAGAGUGAAUAAUUGAAAUUUUCAGCUUUCUCUUUGAAACUUGAGUUAAUUAAUGUCUGUGCAUGAAGGGAAAAAAACAUUGAAUCUUGAUAUUUUCCCUUCAAAGGAAUCCUUUGAUAUCUUCACUCAGUUGUGAAACUUAGGGACUGAAAUUGGAAUUCCUAAAUGCUUUGUAAGUGGACUCAUCAACCUACAUACCUUGUACUCUUUGACACAAAAAAAAAAGGUCCUUUAACAAUAUGGUUAUAAAAUAUUGUACCACUGAGGAGUUUUGUAUGAACAUAAACAACAAAAAGCCAAGAUAACCUUAUUAACAUCCCAAGGAAAGGGAAAAGAGAAAAGAUUCAAAAGAAGGAAGUCAACUGUGCCAAAUCCAAUCAUUUCAAUAUGACAAAGAGGUCUCAAAGAUUCCCUGUGCAGUAUGAGAAAGAUCAGUCAGGUUGUAUGUGGGGAUUUAUUAGUAUGUUUGAUUUUCGCCAUGCUCGCUUUACUCGGAAGUUGAUCGCUGAUAAGAGGCACAACAACAAGCAUGCUCUUGGUGCUGUACUUACCAAGAACAAAUUUGAGGCAUUGAGCAAUUUGGAUGAAGAAUAUCAAGGCAAUAUGGACAGAGGAGAGAGUAAGAGACUAACGGUGACUACCGAUGCUGACAAGCUUAGUGUGAAGAAACUCAUAGAAGAAGAGAUGUUCAUUGACCAGGAUGAAAUAAAGGAUCAAGGUAAUGUUGUUGAAUCGACACGAACCGAAUUAGGGUCUGAAGAUUCGCUGAAGACAGAUUCCAAAAGAAAAAGAAAAUCACGAAAGAAAAGCCGAGAUAUGGACAGCAAUGAUUUGAGUGCAACUUUGAAAUCUGAAGUCACACAUAAUCAGCAUUCAAAUCAACAAUCAAGAGAUAAUAUAGAUUUGGACAAGAUUAUGGAAGAUUUUUGUCAAAUUGAACGUGCUUGUUCCUUGAUGCAUGAUGACGAUGAUAGCAAAGUUCUUGCUCAAUCAAACCAAAAGAAUAUCAAUUCUGAAGAACUUGCAAGAGAUGCAAUUCAUGAUUUUGUGAAUCAGAUGAUAUUGAAUGGGAAAGAUAUGGUAGAAGAUAAAAAAUUCCUUUGCUCUCACGAACUCAUGGAAACACUUCAGGUUAUAAGCUCGGAUAAGGAAUUGUUUCUAAAACUUCUACAAGAUCCAAAUUCCCACUUACUGCGAUAUAUUCAGGAGUUGGAAAAUGCUCAAGGGAGAAGUGAAAAAGAAUACAAUUCUGUUGCUGAUUCCAACUUCUCCGAACAAGACCUUGGCAAUCUAAAACAAACUCGAGAUAUUGUCAACCGCAAGCAUCAUAAAUUUUUCUGGAAAAAGGUAAAGUCUCAAUCAAAAGUUCCAACAAAUAAAAAUGUGAAAACUGAGGUUCCAAAUAGAAUUGUCAUUCUGAAACCUGCACCAACAAAAAUGCAAAAUUCAGAAAGUGAAAACAAUGUUGUUUCGUCGCUUGAUUCUCGUGAUAUUGUCCAUUACAAAGAUCCUUCUGUGAGAGUUGGUUCACCUUUUUCUCUUACAGAGAUAAAAAGGAAAUUAAAACAUGCUAUAGGAAAGGAGAAGCAUGGAAACCACAAACUCCCUGCUGAACGUCAAAACAAUGACUCGAGAGGCAAAGCCAUUUGUAAAGAUAAAACUGGAAUGAAAUCUCCUAAUAAGGAUCAUUUUUUCAUUGAAAAAAUUGCAAGACCUAUGUUUGAUGUUGUAAAAGGAACCAAGACUGGUAUAAAUGAAAGUGGUUCUUCGAAGGAAAAAGUUUCGAACUUAUACAUCGAGGCUAAGAAACAUUUAUCUGAGAUGCUGGUAGAUAAUGGAGAUGAUAACACAAGCAUUUCUAGCAGGCAGAUUCCGAAAACCCUUGGGAGAAUACUAUCUCUUCCUGAGUACAACUUUUCUCCUCUUGGAAGUCCUGGAGGGAAUUUGGAGCAUAAUUUUUUGACUACACAUGCAAGAUUAUCCACUUCAGAUAAAACUUGGGAGGUUAAUGAGGAUAGCUUGUCUCCCAAGCAAGACACCUAUAUUGAACAACCCUAUCAGGAAACAAACAAUUCAAGGAACCAAUCAAGCGUUUGUGACAAAAGAUCUAAUGAAGUACCAGAAAUUGAGUCAGACUCAACUCUCUCACAUGAUCCUGAUCACGUUGAUACUGCUGAAAUCAGUUAUCCUGUUAGAGACGAGAUAGUUGCGGAAGGUAAUUUAGAAUUCACAAAAGAUAUUAUUGUUUUGGAAUCUUCCUCAGAUCCAAACUGCUGUACUGCAGGGAAGGACCAAAAUCAUGAUGUCUCAAAAAUUGCUGUUGAUGCUAUAUGUUCUGAAUGUUUGAAUGGGGAUUUAAAAGAGAACCAACAAUCAUCUCCACUAUCUUCCCCUUCUCACUCUUCCAUCACUGAGAAAAUGGAAGAGCUAGAAAGUUGUACAGAUUUAUCUGGUCGACCAAGUCCAGUAUCUGUGCUCGAUAUACCGUUCUCCGAUGAUGACCCUGGCUACUCCACAUGUCAGCCUGUUAAAUUAUGCAUACAAUCGCUACAAAUUCGAUUUGAGGAACAAGACUGUUCAUCGUUGGAUCGAUUUCAUAGAAGAAAAUCUUGUCUGGAAGAAAAUGAAUUGAUAUAUGACUACAUAAAUGCUGUCUUCCACGCCGCUAGCUUGACACAAGAUCAACUAUUGAUGAAAUGUCUUUCCUCAGACAAGAUACUAGAUCCUUCCUUGUUUGAUCAGGUAGAGUUCUUCUCAAACAUGCUUUGCCACGAACAGAAGCUCCUAUUCGACUGUAUCAACGAGGUUCUCAUGGAGGUUUGUUGGAAUUACUUUGGGGUUUCACCUUGGGUAUCAUUUGUAAAUCCGAGUAUAAGGCCAACUCCAAAUAUGAAGAAGAUUAUUCUCAAGGUCUGGGAAGGAGUGUGUUGGCAUGUCCUUCCUUUACCCCCACCGCAUACUUUGGAACAAAUUGUUAGGAAAGACAUGGCAAGAAAUGGAACAUGGAUGGACCUUCGACUCGAUGCUGAAACAGUUGGUUUUGAAAUGGGUGAUGUCAUUCUUGUAGAGCUGAUGGAAGAUGCAAUAUUGAGCUUUGUGAAUCAAAGUACAGAAAGUUAAUGUUGUGUGCUUCAAUUUGAAUUGAAAGACAUAGAGAGCAAACAUUAACUUGUAGAUGACAUGUCAGUGGAACAACAUCAUGCAGAGGUGCAGCAUUAACUUGUAGAAAGUUAAUGUUGUGUUCCAAUUUGAAGGCAAGUAAAAAAAUUAUACAUCAUGCAGAGAAACAAAAAUUGGUCAGGAAGAAUAAUGAGGUGUCAUAGACCUCUUUAAGACACCCAAGGACUUUGGUACUAUUUUUUUAAUCAUAUCUGACAGGAAAAUAUGAUGUGAAUGAGGAUAUACUCAAUAAGGAAGCCAGACAGUUGCAGCUGCUUCUUGCAAUGGUACUAAAUUAUACUUGUUUUCAAUGAUAUCAGACAGAGAAACAGUUUUAUUUGGUGUGACAUACUUCACCUUCGGAGAGUAAAAGGUGUUUGUUUGAUUGUAGAUUUUGUAAAGUUUGAUUUGCUGAUCAUAAUACCUGGUGUGUUAUAAUUUUGUUUUGACACCAUCCUUACUUUGUAUAUUUGCUUUUUGGUUAACCUAUUGUAAUUUAGUGUGUGGAAAUAAUGAAAUGGGAUUUCAGUUUGGUAUA